This is a messenger RNA of Haliotis rubra (blacklip abalone), 1160 nucleotides long. RefSeq lists its product as uncharacterized. The transcript is spliced from 7 exons. Bases 29 to 970 code for a protein of 313 amino acids. Lineage: Eukaryota; Metazoa; Mollusca; Gastropoda; Lepetellida; Haliotidae. The record is from RefSeq and is a predicted model, not a curated record.
AGUUAUUAGCAACGGUUCGACCUACUAUAUGGAUCACACACCUUCCGGCUUCCUCUCAAAGCGACUUUGCCCAAGACAGAAUCGACGUGCGUCGCGAACCAAACAUACAAGACCAGUAAAGACUGAGUUACCCACGACGACCACAACUACUACAACUACUACCACGCCCACACCGACACCUACACAGCAGAAAAAGUUGAGCCGAGCAGAGAGAAUGGACUUAUUGUGUCAGAUAUCGCUCCAUUUCAACGGCGCGGAGUUGUUAGCCAGGGAAGUUUUCCUACGGAGAAGGCAGAUAACAAGACUCGACCUCACCAGUUUGACCCGGACGGAACUGGCUCUUGACCAGCGCAAACUGGAUAUCCAUGAAUGUUGCAAGAUCGUGAGCACUACCAAGAAGACGCGGUGCUUUGACCACAUGCGACGUCGGCGUAUCGACCGUUUCUGCAGAAAUGGACAUCCGGACGUCCCCUUUACCGCCAGACGGGAUAUCUUCAUGAGGGAAAAAGAGGAAAGGUGUUGCUGGAGACUGGGGGAAUCUCGUUACCACUGCUUUGCGCACAACUCGAUUUUCAAGUCCGUCAGCGGACAGAACUUCGUGGACUACUCCCUGGACGAAAUGGAUCCUGUCAACGACAUCGGGGACUACCCUUCUGAAAUACAAGAAGUAGAAAUGCAACACAACACCGACUACUUUGUGGAUGAUGCAACGAAGGAAGUUGUCGUUAAGGGACGUGAAACUGUCUCCUACACCAUGUCAACCAGGCCGUCGUCGUCUACAACCACGGCUACAACAACAGCUAAGGCGCGUGCUGAAAGAACUAAAGAGCCCCAAGUCACCAGGAAGUCUAAUCCGGCGAAGUCAUCAACAUUCAGCAGCGUCUUGACGACGUUCCACGUAGGCACACAGUCGACGUUAAAUCCUCGGUUGCUGCGAUAUCUGCUGUGGACGCCGAGCUGCAUGCUUUAAGAAAAAGGAAGCAAAAACUGGACCUGAAACUUGCCUGUUGUAGUCAAGGAAAAGAUGCGGGUCAAGUUUUUGAAGUUUUGACAGGACUAUAUAACCACUGUCGCCAUCAAUGGAAGAAGUACCGGAAAAGCCUGAAGACAGGGAAAAACCUGUGCAUGAACAAAUUCAUGGAAUGCUGCGUUGACGAAGC